Messenger RNA from Ipomoea nil (Japanese morning glory), 801 nucleotides. RefSeq lists its product as uncharacterized. NCBI's taxonomy places the organism in Eukaryota, Viridiplantae, Streptophyta, Magnoliopsida, Solanales, Convolvulaceae. Bases 134 to 748 code for a protein of 204 amino acids. The transcript has 2 exons. The record is from RefSeq and is a predicted model, not a curated record.
CCCGAGAUGGGUCAAACCCGCCGCCUCGGUGGGCCUUUAAAAGGGCCUGGAGCCCUUUGGGAAAGGGGAGGCCCAUUUCCUCCCUUCCCCAUCUCUCGGCUCUCUCUCUCCCUCUUCUCCCCUUUCUCUCAAAAUGCAGAGGCAAAUAACAACAAACCAGUUUAAUAAAAGAGGGAUUUUGAGCUAUUUUCUUGUGUUCUUCCUCAUGUUUAUACAUAUACAUAUUCAUCCAGUACAUACACCCUUCUAUGCGGGGGAAUUAAUACUAUCAAAUGGCGCCGUCUGUGGGGACCCGAAAAAAGAGCUCUGUUCCUACCAUCAAAGAGCUAGUUGGAAAAGGAGAAAAGAUUUGGGGGAAGACGGAGGAGCUCUGCCGUCCGCCGCCGCCCUACGCCAUGAAGCCCAUCGUCUCCGGCUGGAAGACCGGCGACUCGCUGCCGACCCGGACGGCCUCCAUCGCGGAGCUGCUACGCCGGAGUUCUUGCUGGUCCACCGCCGCCAGUUGCGCCGAGAAGAUGGAGGAGAAGAUGGAGGGACGCCGGAGCAGUUCACGCCGCAGCCGCCGCCGUCCAGCACUGCCGCCGCUGUCCGCCAGUCACGCCGCCACCACCUCCGUCGACGAUGCCAUACAUCGUCCGCCGCCGCCGCUGUCCAGGCCGCCAGCCGCCGCCCGACGCCACCGCCGCUGCCUUGGGAUCCUGUCUCGCCGGUGGAGGAGCUCCAGGCCGCCGUCGCUUUUGCUGUCUAAAAAAAAAAAAAAAAAGAAGAGAAGCGGAGAAGAAGAAGAAAAAGAGAAGCAGA